Molecule: messenger RNA, 1878 nt
Organism: Triplophysa rosa
Lineage: Eukaryota; Metazoa; Chordata; Actinopteri; Cypriniformes; Nemacheilidae
Gene: tekt1
Product: tektin 1
Exons: 8
Coding region: 197-1405 (402 amino acids)
Biological process (GO): cilium assembly; cilium movement involved in cell motility
Cellular component (GO): nucleus; microtubule cytoskeleton
Source: RefSeq, a predicted model, not a curated record
UAAUAACGUCAAGUGUGAGUUAAAACUUUACUAAACGCAUAGCUUAAAUAAAUAAAAAGGAGACAAUGCUGCCCCCAAGCGGUAAACAAUGGUUAGGUUGCUAUAACAACCGUGUGUUUACGCGCUGUCAGUUGUCUUGAAGAGUUAGUUACAGACUGUACACUUAGGCUAACGUUACUCAUUUAAAUCUCUGAGGAUGUCGCGGCUGAUGGGACCCCCUAAUAAAUUUCUACCCCAUGAGUGGAAACAUGCAAACCAAGUGCAGUUCAGAAGAUCAGAGGCAGAGAGAACACGGUCAGAGAAACUGACAGCAGAGUGCAAACGACUGAUCGAGGACAGCGACACAUCUACCAAACGCAUGCAACAGGAUGCGCAGAAGAAGCUUGAGCAGAGAAUCCAGGACAUCAAAUUCUGGAGGCAGGAACUAGAGCGGACGUUUGAGGAGAUGGUGCAGGAGAUCGAGACCCUCGUCGUCUUUAAGAGCCGUGUGGAGAGAGCUUUGGAGAGCUGCGCUCAGCCUCUCCAAGUGACUCUGCAAUGUCUGGCUGAGAGACAAAAGCAGGUGGCCAUUGAUCUGGUGCAUGAUGAGGUGGAAGAAGAGCUGUUGAAGGAGAAAGAGGUGACCGAGGGCGUGAUGGUUCUGCUACAGCGCACUCUAGAACAGAUCAAUGAACAGAUCAGGCUUAUACGUUCAGUGAAAUAUUCUUUGGAAAAGGACCUAAGAGACAAAUUUCAGGCUGAAUGUAUUGAUGAUUUCUGCUCUCUGCUCACUAACACGUCGCCUGAUGGAAAUGGGGGGAAUUCUGAAUUCUUUAGUGUUGGAAUGACAUUAACCCCUGAGGAAUGGGAGAGCAUCUGCAACAUCAACAUUAGCAAAGCUGAGAGGGAGAAGAACAACUCGCACUCUCUGAGAGCUCUCGUGGGAAGCCUGCUGGAGCAGACGGCCACAGACAUGCGCAGGCAGCACGAGGCCACGGGCAGAGCGUUGGACCUGCGCAUACAGGAGGCCAAAACUGCCAAAGCAGUGCUGGAGAACCAGCUGGAUAAGCUGUUAGCAGAGACAGCGAGCCAGGAGAAGAAUCUGGAGGAUCUACGAGUGGCCGUCGCUGAGAAAGAAGCUCCACUGAGGGUGGCACAGACUCGACUGUCCAGCCGCAGUCAGAGACCUAACGUUGAGCUCUGUCAAGACCCCGCUCAAACCCGACUGUUGACAGAGGUCAAGGAGCUUGCUAACCACGUCGAGCGACUGAACGAGGCCAUUGAGCUCUCCGAGAUGGAACUGAAAGCUCUAGCAGGCCAACAGCUGAUGAUAGAAGAAGAGAUUCAGGUGAAGUCCAACUCCAUCUAUAUCGAUGAGGUGAUCUGCCGACAGCUGCGUGAGUCCGUUUCUAUUCCCAACUACUGAGCUGAGCUCAGAUAUACGGCCACUGAGCUCCAGAUACUCACCUGUGUCCUGGAGGAGAAGCAUCAUGAAAGUGUGAAGAUUUCACUUUAAGUCCCUGUGUUUGGUUUGGUUGCAGUACAACAUGUCAUUGAGAACUGAUCUGAGAGCGAAGGUUUGUUAUGACAAAGCUGAAACUAUUAAAAGUGCAUCGUUGCUGUCUCUGAACUUUCAGCCUCUUGAUGUUUACUUCUAGAAUUUAUUCAUCAGAUCACAUUGUUGCGCAAAAUCCUGAUAUGUGAUGGAUAGCGGCGAUCUUAAUCGAAAUGUUGUUAUUAAAUCUGUGCCUGAAAGGCAAACGUUAAGACAAACCAAUGGUUCAUUUUUGACUCUCCCAAACCUCUUUAUUUUUAAUAGGCAAUGAAGUUUGUAAGAGCUGGAAAAAUGACUCGGUGGGGUUUUCUGUGUAACAAAAAUUGUAACAAAUUAAUCUAAAU